GUCCCUCUGAGUUUCCGUACAUUACGAAAGCUAAGGUUAGUUAGCUCAACAGACUAAUUUCUUGUGUUGGUGUUGUGACAUUGAGGUAAAGCGCGACAGUCUGCGUUGGCUUCUGGGUAAAAUAAUUGAAGGGUCCUCAUCAUGGUGUCAGGAAAGCGUCUGGCAGACAUUGGCUAUCGGGCUUUUUCUGGGUCGAUGAUGCUGCUGACACUGUACGGAGGUUACCUGUGUGCAAUGCGAGGAUACCGGUACAUGGAGAAGCAAAAACAGCUGAAACUGGCAGCAGAGAACCAGGAUUCUGAAGUCAUCAAAGACUGAUAUCGAGUGGACUCCUUUCUUACUUUCUUUUUGUAAAGAUGUGGACAUUUCUCAAUUCUCCUGUAUUUGUCCAUUAAAGAUCUCUGCUUAUAAAACUUCACUAAGCAAAUGAAGAUAUUUGCAUUAGUUGUUUGUGUCAUUCAAAGACAUUGUUUCAGGAGUGAACAUGACUGUAAAUGUUUAUAUUAUGUUAUAUUAAAAUGCCUUCAACCAUAA
Molecule: messenger RNA, 534 nt
Organism: Melanotaenia boesemani (Boeseman's rainbowfish)
Lineage: Eukaryota; Metazoa; Chordata; Actinopteri; Atheriniformes; Melanotaeniidae
Product: cytochrome c oxidase assembly protein COX14 homolog
Exons: 2
Coding region: 142-318 (58 amino acids)
Source: RefSeq, a predicted model, not a curated record